AUGUCGAUUGAUGGCCCAGCGAGCUGUGAUGGCACGGUGACGACACGACAAACUCCUACACCGCGCGGCCCGAACUCCCCACAGAGAGCCUUCAAGGCUCUUCUGCAGGACUUGGUGACCCAGAGGAUUUCUGUGCCAUCUCUCCUGCAGGAAGCCAUGAAGCCAGAGAGAGACAUGGAGCAGAGACCCCCCAAGCUGCCCGAGGUGGCCUGGGUGAAGGAGGGCGAGGAGGUGGAAAGCCCUGGGCCUGCUCCAGAACAGCAGCCUGGGGAAGUGGAGCAGUUCCAGCCCCUGUGGAAGGAUCCAGGUCGGGACAGGACACAAGAGCAGGACUGUGCCCGUGGCUGCUUCCACAGGGCAGCACAGAUGGUUUGCGAAUUCAGCAGGUGCAUUUGGAGGGAAGAGACCCUUGCCAUGGGCGCUGGGGGCAUGGCAAACUCUGCCCUCUACAAUGCCAAAACCAGCACUGCCCUGCUGGAUUUGCUGGUGCAUAAUGGUGUCUCCAAUGCCAAGAAAGUGCCGGCCUUGGUGAGGUACAUCCACUGGUGGCUCACGUCCAGUGUGUCUGCUGAGCACAGACUAGACAAGAGUCUUCUGCAGCUGGUUGAGGCACAGCCCGUGGAUGUGGUGGUGACUCUGCUGCGCUCUGCCCCAUCAUGUGACAGAGCUGCUGUGACCAUGUGGAGGACAAUCAUCUCCUCAAGAAACACUGCAGAGUCGGCGCUGAAGAUAUUUGCCCUUGUCCUGGGAAGCUGGCCAGCCUGCAGCAUGUGCACCUCUGAUGGGGACGAAAGGGAUGUCUGUGCCCUGGCUGUGACCGUGGCACUGUGGAAGAUCCUGCAGAUGCUGGUCUGCUCACGUGCAGUGAGGACCUGUUUCCCCCAGCUCUUUGUGCAUCUGCUCUUCCAAGUGUUCUUCAGCACAGAGCAUAUGCUGAAGGAGGUUGACACCUUCUGGAGGGAAUGCCGGAAGCAAGGCAGGCUUCCCGCCAACCCCAACAGGCUUGCAGUGCUGACCAUCAAAGCCCUGCUGAGCUGUCUGCAGUGCGAGACUGUGCUGAUGGCAAUGGAAUGCAAGCAUGGCUGGGACACGCUCCUCCACACUGACACCCACCACUACGCGGUGGGUCUGCUGGCCAGACUGGCCUACCUGGACGUGACUGAAUGUGGUGAAGCCAUCCUGCAGACCCUUUCAAGGCACCUGUGGAGCGAGUGCCCAGAGAUGCGUCACCAAGUGCUCAGAGGCCUGGUGGUUCUGAGCAAGGAUCCUGUGAUGGCCAAAAGAAUGGGCAGCCUGACUGAAAGCCUCGUGCCGCUCCUGUGGGACAAAGACGAAGAGGUGGUCGGGAAUGCUGUCACUUUACUCAGCUUUCUGUUCAUGGACAAAGACAUCCGAGUAUCCAGCCCCACCUCCUUGCAGUUGGCCGAGGCGUUCCAGCUGCUCUUUGACAACGAAGACAGCAGUGUGCAGCUCUCCUCCAUACUCCUCUUCAGUGGGGUGAUGAUGCUGCUCAAGAAAGAGGGAAAAAAGCCCCUGAAGCCACAGCAGAACCUGCUUCCACUCUUCGUCCACUGCCACGAUGAGAACCAGAGAGUGGCACAGGUGAGAACUUUCCUUGUUGCUCUGCUGGCCUCUCGGGAAGCACUGCUUUGCGUGGCCGGCUUCCUGAAGAGGAGGGAUCUCAAGAGGAGGUUGAAGAAGAAGGAGCUGUGGACGUUCAGCGAGUGCCUGGUAAGGACAGCGGACAUGACCCCCCAGCCCCAAUAA
Myiozetetes cayanensis is the source of this 1767-nucleotide messenger RNA. RefSeq lists its product as uncharacterized. The coding region runs from base 1 to 1767 and encodes 588 amino acids. The record is from RefSeq and is a predicted model, not a curated record. Gene Ontology annotation, cellular component: cytoplasm. The transcript is spliced from 13 exons. Lineage: Eukaryota; Metazoa; Chordata; Aves; Passeriformes; Tyrannidae.